CAACUCGACAUUCUUCUACCACUGCACCUGCUCCCUUCAAUUAAUUUCUCAUACACAAAUACACUUCUACAUACUCCGUUGAUCAUCAUGACUGACCAAGUCACUCCUUCCAAGGCUGUAAGUAGCUCCUUGCCACAGAAUCCCUUUGUCCUUUGUCUCGCCGACCGAGUCGCGUCUGUUCACGAUCCUAACAUACAAUUACGUAGACUGCAUCUGCCAUUGAGAACCUCAAGAUGUCUUCGCCCGUCAAGAAGCUUGAUUUUGGCUCUGCCGACAAGGAGAACGCCCCUAUUUCUGAUCUCAACGCGUCUACCAUUGAACAAUCAGUUGUCGAGUCCCCCGCACUAUCAUAUACAUCUGCCGCCUGCAAGGAGAUCCAAGAUCUCAAGGCAUUGCUUGCACAAAGCCAGGCAAAGAUUGAGCAACUCUCUCAAAAGAAGGCAGAUGAGCUAGCUCUUGUUGUCCCCACCAUCAAGCCAGAGGAGGCAGAUGAGCCGCUUCUCCAAGAGAACCCAAACCGAUUUGUGAUCUUCCCAAUCAAGUACCAUGAGGUAAGUCGCGUUCAACUACCUCCGGACGCGUAGAGUGGUUUCUAACAUCCCCCGUUUAGAUCUGGCAAAUGUACAAGAAGGCUGAGGCUUCGUUCUGGACUGCUGAGGAGAUUGAUCUAUCCAAGGAUCUCAAUGACUGGAACAACAAGCUUAACGAUGACGAGCGUUACUUCAUCUCCCACGUCCUCGCUUUCUUCGCUGCUUCUGACGGAAUUGUCAAUGAGAACCUCCUUGAGCGCUUCAGCAAUGAAGUUCAAGUUCCUGAGGCCCGAUUCUUCUAUGGUUUCCAGAUCAUGAUGGAGAACAUUCACUCUGAGACCUACUCCCUCCUUAUUGAUACCUACAUUAUGGAACAGGCACAAAAGACCUACCUCUUCAAUGCUAUUGAAACCAGUAAGUUUUACUAUCUUGCAUUCUGUAUGCCUACAAACUAACGCGUCACUAGUUCCUUGCAUCAAGAAGAAGGCCGACUGGGCUGUUCGUUGGAUCCAGGACAAGGAGUCUACCUUUGCUCAACGUCUUGUUGCCUUUGCUGCUGUUGAGGGUAUCUUCUUUAGUGGUUCUUUCGCAUCCAUAUUUUGGUUGAAGAAGCGUGGUCUUAUGGCUGGUCUUACUUUCUCCAACGAGUUGAUCUCUCGUGAUGAGGGUCUCCACACCGAUUUUGCAUGCCUCCUCUUCUCCCAUCUCAAGCACCGCCCAAGCAAGGCUGCUGUCCAAGCUGUCAUCACCGAGGCUGUUGAGAUUGAGCAAGAGUUCUUGACUGAGGCUCUUCCAUGUGCUCUCCUUGGUAUGAACGCUGGCUUGAUGAAGCAAUACAUCGAGUUCGUUGCUGAUCGCCUUCUCCUCUCACUCGGCAAUGAGAAGGUCUACAAGGUUGCCAACCCAUUUGACUUCAUGGAGAAUAUCUCUCUGGCCGGAAAGACCAACUUCUUCGAGAAGCGUGUUGCUGAUUACCAAAAGGCCGGUGUCAUGGCUGGUACUCAGAAGAAGCACGAGGACACUGAUGCACAAACCGAGGCCAAGGCCGAGAAUGGAGGUAACUUCAACUUUGAUGAAGACUUCUAGAUGGCUUUGGUUCUUGCUUUCUGCUCUAUGAUUUGUUUGUUUAUUGGCGUUCUGGACUACCCAUUUGUGGAUUGCUGCAUAGCACAUUUCUCUUCUCAUACAAAGUCGUUGCAUGGAUGGCUGGGUUCGCCGGAUGUAAACGUAUUGGCAUUUUAUUGUACAACAAAAAUUCUUUUUCGGAGUGCUGGCGUUGGGAGUGGAAUACUCUCUGGGGUUGGGAUGGCAUGAGUGAUGGGAUAGGAUAAUGAAUACCAAGUAGUUAGGAAGAGCAGAGAUGAGAAUGAAAUAUUAAUAUGAAUACAAUCUUGACUUGAG
This is a messenger RNA of Hymenoscyphus albidus, 1931 nucleotides long. The record is from the annotation of a GenBank genome assembly. NCBI's taxonomy places the organism in Eukaryota, Fungi, Ascomycota, Leotiomycetes, Helotiales, Helotiaceae.